This is a messenger RNA of Lobosporangium transversale, 1326 nucleotides long. RefSeq lists its product as hypothetical. Gene Ontology annotation, molecular function: acyltransferase activity, transferring groups other than amino-acyl groups. The record is from RefSeq and is a predicted model, not a curated record. The transcript is spliced from 5 exons. The coding region runs from base 1 to 1326 and encodes 441 amino acids. NCBI's taxonomy places the organism in Eukaryota, Fungi, Mortierellomycota, Mortierellomycetes, Mortierellales, Mortierellaceae.
AUGAGCGGCGAGGGCCUUAUUCUGGCUGAGGGAGCCAAGACUCCACCACGUAAAACUAAAACCAAAUCACACAAUGCACCCGAUUCUGCUGGCACUCCAGUCCAACAGCGUCGCAGUGAUAGAAUUCGUAAGAAAAUGGCCGAAAUUGUUAAAGAUGCGGGAGAGACAAUCACAACCCCACGAGGAUCUUACAUUCACUCCAAGUUCCCAUCACAUAUGGAAUUCCUCGGUAACUCUGCAUCUCCGAGACGAGUUGAAUUGGACCAAUUCAAGAGAAGGCUUCAGUUUAAGAGCGGUGCGCGGAGCAAUCUAAUGCUGACAGACGCAUAUAAGAACUUUGCAAGGGAUGUUAAAGUUAAGGAGUUUCAGGAGGAUCAGCGAGACAAACGUAAUAAUGCCCAUUUGAAAAGCCGUGGUUUGUCCUUGGCUGCUGUCUCCAAAACCCGUCAAACCAGCGUAACCGCAGCACAAAAGGAAGGCGAGCCACCCAAGGUACAAUUUGUUCCGCGCCAUAAUUUGCGACCACGUGUGAAACAGGUUUCUCUAGAAGAGUCGAAUUCAGACGUUGUUUUGCAUGACGUGAACAUUUGCGGUUGGGGAAAUCCACAAAAAAACCUUGGCAAUUAUCUUAGUAUUUGUUGGGAUUAUAAUUCAGACCUAGAUGCAGACAAAGAUCAGACACUCCCAGAACGUGUUCCAUGCAUUCUUCAACGUACCAAUACAGCAGGAGCAGUUAUUGAAUCCGGCAUGAUUUAUCAUCCGCAGAUUAUUGUCAACGAAGAAAAGGAUCACUUGAACGGAUACUGUUUCACAAUCCAGUCAGAACUUGCCUUGAAAUUUGAAUCAGCACAGCGAGUCUUGUUUCAACAGGCGAGCGAUCUCAUCCAAGCCUCCUUCUUUCAAUACAAUAUGGACCUGUCUUUGGAUUCAAGUCUUGAUGAUGGAUUUACCGUUGAUAUUUUUGUGUCGUCGGCUCCUUCCCAGAAUUUAGGUGACAUCACAGUCCGAGGGGUGACGCAGUUCAUCUUUAUGAAGUCGUACAUUUAUGUCGACAAGAUUUGUGUGGCACAGAAGUAUCAUAAAAUGGGAAUCGGGGCUUUUAUGAUGGAAAGGAUCUACAAAAUCGCCCGAAAGCGGAACAAGGACAUUCUUUUGUACGCACUUGGCCCUGUUAUAGGUGCAUACAAGAAAUGGGGUUUCGAAUAUUGUAAAGAGUGGCCGCCGAUCCCCAAGGACAUUGGCGUGAUCAUGCGGAAGCGUAUUCGCACGGAAGGAGUUAAAGACGAAUAUGUCGGCUUGGAGUGGGAUGGUACAGGAUUCUCUUAA